Messenger RNA from Porites evermanni, 7177 nucleotides. The record is from the annotation of a GenBank genome assembly. NCBI's taxonomy places the organism in Eukaryota, Metazoa, Cnidaria, Anthozoa, Scleractinia, Poritidae.
AUGAUUCAAAUCUUGCUCCAAAAGUGGAAGUUGUUUUUAAAGCUAUGGUUUUCAACUGUGGCAGCUCAUUUAGUUUAUUAUCAAUAUGUCAACAACGACGCAAACUCGCAAAAACAUGGGCAUCAGAUGAGAAUUUCUCAGGAUAUUGUCGCCUUCCAGCAAAAUUGGUGUCGCAUGCAACGUGCGAGAAUUGACUUGAAUUCGUUUUUAAAACCCUGCAAUUAUAACAUUUCAUGGAAUGGAGAAUCACCGAAUCGUUUGCUACAAACAGACGCUAGCCAGAGCUUUAUUUCAUUAUUUGAUAUCAGACCGGCCGGUCAAUUUAGCCGUUUUACUAUUCAGACUAAAACUCAAAAUGGCGAACUGAAGCUUAUUGGCGGUGACUCGUGGCGUGUUUUAUUACGCGGACCCGCCACUGUGUCACCCACCGUGUUUGAUCACGGCAAUGGUACAUACGAAUUUUUGUUUUUGAUUAUGGACCCAGGUGUCUAUAAAUUGGAUAUCACCCUGGAUUAUAGCUUGUGUGAUGGAUACCGGGAUCCACCGAAAAAUUGGUUUAUUGUAGGUGAGUAGUUGAGUAGUCGAGACGGGAGGUUAGGGAUAAGAAAAAACCUAAAAAUAAUUUGUUAUAGAGAAAGAUUAUUUAUAGUAUGCAUAGCUACACUAAUGUUGACAAACAUCAUAUAUCGUAACAAAGUAACUAAAUCGGGUGAGCGAAUCAGUACAUGAAGUGAAUUAAAGCAUUGAGUUACAUGGCAUUUGCCCAAUUAACUGCGCUUAAAACAGUCGAAUUGUUUUGCAAAACCUGAAUUCCAUUUUGCCCUUAAUGUGGUAGAAAUACCGUUCCGAAAAGGUGAUCUAAUUUACCCAUGCUGUAGCUUUUUUUGUGGCUUCUGGCCUUAAAAAAAAUUCAACGCAUCUUUGUUUACUUCAAUAUCCAGCCAACUCAUCUGUUCAGCACUUGCCUCACCUUAGCAUCACUGAGUCGUAUGUUUUAUCCCGUCUACUACAACUUUUGUACAUCCACGUAUUUUUGAAUCAUGGAGAUCAUGUCGUUUUUAACAGGGAAUUCUCAAGGAAAAAUGCAAAAAGAUGGGACUCUUGGUCAAAAUCGCGCAAAAAAUGAUUACCUUCUUCAACCCUUCCAGAAAGGAAAAUUGAUUAUAAUCAAUAUACCGAUGCCUACGAAUGGAGGUAAGAUAGAGAACUAAUAGAAACGAAUAUCGAUUUUUUUCGGGUGGUUUUAUUUGGUUAUAUUGAGUUGAAGUUUCAAAUUGUGAGACUUCUCAUUGCCAAUUUGACAGAUGAAAAUAAUGGGACUGUGGCACGUUUUAGUGGAUGUUAAAGGGGCUGUGUCACAGCAGUCCAGUUCAUUUUGUUUAAUUUUGCCAAUUACUCGCUCUCAAUCGCUAUGAAACUUAACGUAAGCAAAGAAAUUACACGCAAAUGACGAAAUCAGAGAUCCGUGACAAACAAAUAUGUCUCCUGAGCAUUAUUUUUUAAGUUGAAAGCAGCAGGGAUCAACUUUGAAAAACUGUAAGGCUGAUCAGUUUUCAAAAACCCUAAUUUCAAUCCGUUUCAAUCUUCUUCAGUUUUGCCCAUCCGUGGCAUCUGUUGUUUCUGUUAUGUUAUUUUAACCUUCCUUUAAAGUUUUAAGCGGUUAUUUUUAUGUUUCUCUUUAUGUAGUGGGCAUUUUAUAAAUUCCUAAUUUGGCUGAAUUUCGUGAAACAGCUCCUUUAAGCAUCAUCAUCUUGAUCGUCAGCUUUCAUCACUAUCGUCAAGAUCAUCAUCAUCAUCAUCAUCACCCGGUCACCACCACUACCACCACCACCACCAUCAUCAUCAGCAGCAGUAGCAGCAUCACCACCACCACCACCACCACCACCAUCAUCAUCAACAUUAGGGAGCUUAAGCAACAACGACGGCGAUGGCUACGAAAACGUCACUCAAAAAGUAAAGCCGCGCUGCUUCAAACUUUAUCGCACUUAUUCCAUCUCGUUUAAUUCAUCAAAUGUUGGCAAUUUUCUCUGGAGUUGAAUUCUAGAAGACUGUAUCAAAGUUCAGGAAAAUAAAAAGAAAGUCGUCGUCUGGUGUUCACGUCCUCGACAAAACGUGAAGUUAGGUAUUUUCACGUCGUAGUCAUGCAGUUACCGCAAAGAAAUGCACAAAAAAGCGUGAUGCACGUGCAGAGUUGUUGUUUUGCCAAUCUAAACCUUUACUUUUUUGCCACGCAUGUUGACGUCGCCGAUAUCUUUGCUUAAGCUCCCUCCCACCACUCCUACCACCAUCACCAUCAUCAUCAUCAUAAUCAUCAUAUUUUUUAUCAUCAUCGUCACACAUAUGAAUCAGUAACGUGCCUAACUUUGUCACGUCUUUAUUUUGUUGAUUUAACGAUCACGAUAACGGUAGACACAAACUUAUUUUACUCAGAGUCAUAUUUUAUACUAUUUCAAACACAUAAAAGCACAGUUUCCAGCACAAACACUACAAGGCUGGUAAACCUGUGGCUUCCUCUUUCCUCACCAGGAGCAUUUCUAAUAAAUCGAUUGCCUGACAGUUCAUGUGUCGCUUCCAAAUUUGACUUGACCUGUGGUAUUAAAUGCAAAUUCAUGUGGGACGGCUUUGGUCGUUGGCUUGGAAAAAACUGGAAACCUUAUCUUACAGGUAAAUUUCUUUUUAACUGUCGGUCUCGUAUAUAAAAGUUUUUAAUGCUAAUUUAACCAUUGUCUCACUUUUACCAAUUUAAUUCGUAGAUCUGCUGAUUUUGAAAUAAGGCUCCGCACCCAAACAUCUAUAAGAAUGAACACAUCCCGUCGUUCUUUUAGACCUUGCAAUAAAGAAAAGGGUCACCUAACCAAAUUUUCAAAUACCAGCUACCUUCUUUAUUUCAAGCUUAGCCUUUAUUAAUGUUUAUAUGGACUGUUGUUUUAUUUUUUUAAAAGAACCAUCAAAUCGUCCAUCGGCCAAGAAAUCAGUUACCCCUCGCAAGCUGGACACCUUGUGGAUAUACGGGGAUUCACAGGCUGAGAGACUGCACCUGUCAAUAGAGGGUGGACCGCUGUGCACAAAGAUCUUCAAAUCUUGCAACAUAAGUAAAAUGUGGGUUUAUCCUUACACCAGCCAGGUUCCACCCUGGGACAACAAAGACUACGAUGACAAAUUAAUCCUUAACGAUCUAAGAAAAGUACUGGAGAGGCCGGAGAUGAACGAGAAUAGCAUAUUGAUUUUAAAUCUAGGAUUACAUUACAUGGAGAGCAUUAGUCUAAAGGAUUACCAAAACCUCUUGGACAAAGUUGUUGAUUUACUGAACGAAAGGGACAGCACGACUGGUGAACUGAGGCACAAAUCACGAGUAAUAUGGAAAACCAGCACUUCUUUAAGCAAGGAAAAGGACACUGGCGGUCAGCUGAAGAGCGAUCGCCGAAGAUUUUUAACAUUGCCGGUGAGUAAAAAUACCUUAAAGUCAAGUACAACAUCUAUAACGACUACCACAUUAAGUAAUUUUUUUCUGCGGAAAUUAUUAUUGUAAUCAGAGUCAGUGAGUAGAGUAGAGUGAUUUUAAAUGUAUCUGGAAAAAUAUUGAUGUGAUUCUGACACAACCGAUGCGCAAAAGAAGGCAGCAUAACGGCUGGAUUUGUAAUCCGGGAGCUGGAGUGCAAGUCACGCCCUGACCGCUAGCUCUCGUACUUACCCAGGACCGUUACGGUUUGGAAUAAUCCCCCUCAUUCUAUUAAGCAUGCUACUUGUGCUCAACAGUUUAAAAGCGUUCUACAUACUUACCAUAAGACCAGGCUAAGUUUCUAUCGGUCGCCAUAGUUACACCUGAAUCACACUCUUUCUGCGCACGCCCUUUUUUCCUUUAUAUACGUUUUUUCGUCCGAUUUUAGUAUGUUCGUCUCAAAGUUUUAAACAUUGUAGGGGUUGAAAGUCAGUUGGGGCUCCUGUCCUGUUUUCAUCUCCUGUCAGCGGGCUGUGCUGAUGUAUAUUUGUAAUUUUCUUCCUUUACAAAUAUCUAUAAACUAAACCAAACAAACUGGUUUAUUCUUACCCUCCCGGUUCCCCACACCAUAUUACUAACAAACGAAAAGGCAUCUACAUGUAAGUCGACGUCUAGUAGUUUCCAUUGCAUAUAAAUUAUGUUUAUUUUAAUGGUAUUGUAUACGUUUGUUGCAUGUUAACUCUUUCUGACACGCGACAAUCAUGCGCGCGAGCAAACACUUGGCGAUCGACGAAGAUUCAUUGAAAUCACUAACAGGUUGUUCUCUUUCAGCGGGUGAAUCUCUACAACUCCUACGCGACGUCCCUAAUGUGCCGUACUGGGUUAGAGGUCCUUGAUGUGUACCCCUUCACGAGGUCCUACCCAGAAGGUACCGGGGGUCCUGAUGUGGCUUAUUAUAAGGAACACGACAUUGUUCAUUUCAAGUUUCAUGUUAUGAAAACUAUUGACCUGUUUAUAGAAGAUUACUUUCGCGGCCAAGUUGUGCUUCCCAUUAGUCUAAGGAACUACGUGUUUUCUUGAACUAUUCUGCUGGCAGCCAAACUAUCUUUCUUGUUGCCUGUGGACCGAGUUUCCCAUCAGUCUGAAUGUUAUUUACUCUACAAUGAAUUCUGGAUGGGAUUUAACGAUAGCUCAAAAUUAGCCUUUUUAGGCUCUCAGUUAGUUGGGAUAAGGGGAGAGAAUUUUAGCAAGUUGAAAAGCGCAAAAAAGAGUCCUCGUCCGUCUCUUUCUUUCGCUCGUUUUUCUUUCGUUAGUCCCUACUUACCGAAAUGAACUGGAACAGCCCAGCUGAGAAUUGACCAAAAUUGUAUUUUAAUAUUGUUGGCUGUAUAAGAGGUUUUUAACAGUUUUUAUAAAAGUUCAAUAUUUAAGAUCCGACUAACAAAAGUGUAGAAAUGGUCCGGUGUUUAGCUAAAAGCCGUGAAAUUACUGAAACUUUAAAAGGUGUGCUGACGAUUCCGUUUUUCGUAAGCAAGGCCUAUUUGCACAUGAAACAGUAUGAAUUAUUAACCGCUCCGGUCAAAUUAACAAGUUUCAACUCAGCUGAGACAUCUACUCUACAUGCAGGCUCCACUCAACAGAGCAUGUUUUAUGCAGUUUAUAAUUUUUUUUUAAGCAUGUUGUUUUUGCUACAACACUAAGUAAACAAGUGUCUGAUAAAACGGUAGAGUUUGUCAAUCAUGGCUUAAUUCAGUUCUGCCAAAGGGAAGUUUUUUUAGCUUUUUGUGCUGAAAACUCCUUCUCUGCGAUAAACACACAGUAAAUGGCAGCCAUCUUUUCUUUGACGAAACGAUUACGUCAUUCCUGUGCAGGGUAGUUGAUAUCCGUCGUUUCAGAUCUCUUGGUGACAUUUCAAUUACCAUGACAUAAUGCGCUCUGUAAAUUAAUAGACUAAAAAAACUGGAAAAAGGCUUAAUAAUAAUAGUUUGAAUUAAAAAAUGCAGUUAUCAUCUCCUACAUGUACAAUAGCUUGUCGAUUCCUUUCAACACCGAUUCUGAAAUGUUCUUAUUUUGCGGACUAAAUAAAUUGAUCAAUAGAAUCAAUAUAUUGGUUCUUACAGCCCUUUCUGAAUCAAUAUUUUUUUAUAAUAGCAUAACUGUCUUAAAGAAGUGUAACGUUUAAUCCAACCGAAAUUAAAAAUAUAAUAUAUUCACCUCUUUAGCGUGAAACAAUACACACAACAAAAGUCCGACCUAGAAUUAAACGCCAUCUUGAUGCCACAAUGUAUUCAUUAAACAGAAAAUAAAGAGAUCUACUUCCAAUUUCCGACUUUCAAAUGAAGAUGUGUCUAGAUGCUAAACUUGGGUCAUAUUCGAAUGGCAAUUGUGUAUUCUUUACGACAUCAGUUAAAAAGAUUCAUAUCCUGCGGUUGUGUCGUCAAACCAGAAAUCGGACGUAAAACAAAUAUAAAUGGCAGAAAAUGUAUUUACGCUACACUACUGAAGCAGGUGAAUGUGUUUUACUGUCAGCCUCUUUGUUUUAUAAGCUAUUGAAAACAUCUCCAUUAGCCGGCCGGUUUUUUUUUCUUCCAGCCGAGUUUCGGUACAGUUCCCUAUCUUCUCUGAUUCGACAUCAGAACUGUUAACGGAGCUGUAUCCAGUUAGGUUGUUAGCUGUCAUUUUAACUUUAACUGUUGUGCUUUGUUAGAGGUGUUGAAUGAGUGUUAUCUGCACAUCAAGGCAAUGCAAAUGACUUCGGCCUCAACCGACACCGUUAGCAAGAACACAAGUCAAGUAAAGCAGGUCGGGAUGACUUCUUUCCAUGUGAUUGCCGCUCCUUCAAUCAUUCUUAUCGUUGCCAUAUUAUUUGGCAAUUCUCUAGUCAUUGCCUCCUACAAGAUUAACAGAAGGCUGAAAACUCGGACAAAGGCAUUUCUGGUUAGUUUAGCCGUCUCGGAUUUUCUGGUUGGCAGCAUAUCUCUACCUAUGUGCAUUUAUGGGAUCACAUCGGAGCCGUGGAACGUUUCUAUCGCUUUCAACGCCGUUUUCAAAAGUUUUGACGUCUUUUCUGCUCUCGCAUCUAUUUUUCACCUGACGGCAAUAAGCAUGGAACGUUACAUCGCAGUUUCGCGGCCGUUUUAUUACAAACGCUUGCCGUCUCUCUUUCAGCGGGUAUUAAUAACGACAGCCUGGUCUGCCGCCUGCUUUCUCGCACUGUUAUCUAACUUUACUCUUCUGGAAAACAGCUGGAGUAGUCAAUGCUACUCUCUGGUUUUGCUUAUGUGCGGCUUAGUCGUACCCACCGCCAUCAUCGCGCGCAUGUACAUUGGAGUGUUUUCAGUUGCGCGAUCUCUCCAACAACGUAACCCAUCUCAUACUACGACAAAGCAAAGCGAUGGAAGUUUGAAGCGAUAUUAUCAAGGGGAGAAAAAAGUCGCCAUCACCGUUGCGCUUAUAACAGUCUUAUUCAUCGCUGCAUGGCUGCCAUUCUUCGCUGUGUCAGUCACAGCUGCUUUUUGCGUCCAUUGCCUUUCUUCUUCCCCACACUCCCUCUACAGAAUCAUCGUCAUAGUGAAGAGUGUGCAUUACAUGAACAGCGCCGUCAACCCACUCGUGUAUGCGCGCCGUGAUCGUGAAAUGAGACAAACAUUUUUAAGACUCCUCGGGUUACACAGCGGUACUAGUCGAUUUUCAUUCGAAAAAAGUAGCCCAGAAGCAUUGGCCAUGCGUACGAUUUAA